Molecule: messenger RNA, 400 nt
Organism: Lindgomyces ingoldianus
Lineage: Eukaryota; Fungi; Ascomycota; Dothideomycetes; Pleosporales; Lindgomycetaceae
Exons: 2
Coding region: 59-322 (87 amino acids)
Source: RefSeq, a predicted model, not a curated record
GAUCCGCAGCCAGUAAUCGGCGGCCCCCAACAGAGCACCCUUGAGAUUGGAGCUGCAUAUGCUGCCGUGCGCCCACUCAAGGAUCCGACGGCUGACACAACGCGCGGAGAGCUUCCAUAUCCGGUCCACACAGAGUUCUCGUCGCACAAGCAAUCACGGCUCCCGUUGGGCUCACUGUCCUAAUCAACAUAUCCCCUCAAUCGCCUUUUGUUUCCUCUCGAGAGCACACGACUAUAGAAAGGCCUUUGUUAUUUGUUUGUGUCUUGUGUUAUCCUCCUUGGCCAUCGCAUCGUUUGCCAUACCCGCCCUACUCGACGUAUAGCACACGCUAAACCUUUAGCAUCUAUUGUAGGGUGACAUCAGACAUGGACAUGAUACGGAAGGGAAAGGAGAAAUGGAA